Symbiodinium natans is the source of this 777-nucleotide messenger RNA. The record is from the annotation of a GenBank genome assembly. Lineage: Eukaryota; Dinophyceae; Suessiales; Symbiodiniaceae.
AUGCGCCGGCGCCUGGAGAAAUGGUCGCAAGGCUGGGUCACACCUUCUGGGCGCAACCAGCCGCGACAGAGGCACACCGGAAGCCAUGUUGGCAGCAAAAGCAGCCUCUCCUCGACGUCCGAUGCAGGCACGGAGAGCGUGGAGCUGUCGGCCUCUUCCCCCACUGCACAGGAUGCCGACGGCUUCUUCGUGACGGCCCCGCCGAGGAUGGAGGCUCCACCUGAGCAUGUCGAAGAGAUGCCCGUGCUGGUGGAAGAGGUCCUGUGCUGCUGCCACCCCCGUCAUGGCAGCCUCACGCAGGACGCCGCCGACGCGGUGUUUGUUCCAUGCAAGCUGCGUCUGUCGGCGGAGGUCCUGCACUUCCAAGGUGCUGGUACGGAUGCUGUGCUUGCCAUCUUGCUGAGCAAGGUCACAGAUGUCUCGGUCCUCGGUACGGCCCAACUUGCCGAUAGAAAGAUGCAGGAUGGGGAUGCGAAUGUGCCUCGCACUCAGGCUGCUGCUCUGUCUGUCGUCCUCCCCCUCCUUCCCGGUUUCCCCGAGCUCGCGGGGCUCAGUUGUGACGUUCGAAGGCAGGGCCGUCACACGCGAGAGGUUGCUGCGAUGUUCAAUUCCAACCGGGUUUGUGGGCAUGAGGUUCAGUUGUGCUGGGUUGCAGUGAAGCUUCAUUUGCGCUCAGACGACAUGCCGUCCGCGUGGGAACUGCCGCCGGCCUAUACCUUUCGGCAGGCUUCCCUCCAGCCGGUGCGGACCACAGAGCAGGACAGAGCUGACGGAUAA